AGGCUUCAGCGACUGACUUUCAUCCAUUGCUAUGCCGUAGCGCGGCGCAGGUGCUUUGCUGAACGUCUCGUGCUGACUUCACUCUAGCGAUUUCCCAAAAUGAACUUAUCGUUUUUCUGUGAAUCUUGCAAUCGAACGACCUUAUAACGCGUCCGAAUCUCCCUUUCCAGCCUCAAUAAGCACGGAAGACACGACGCUAGCGGCACCAGAGCUUCAUUCUCCGCAAUCUCCGAAAUCGAGUUGCGACAGCCUCCCCAUGAUUGCGUCACUCGCUUCAGAAUCGCGUUAGUACUACCAGCUGGUAGUCCCCGCCUUUUGUGGUAACCAGCAGUUGAGGAAAACACACGGUAAUGGCAGGGAAGGAGAGGGAGAAGGAAAAGGGGAGGGAGAAGGGGGGAGAGAGAGGGCGAGAGAGAAAAAGGGAGGAGAAAGAGAAGGGAAGCGGAAAAGAGAAGGAGAGGAGCAAGGGGAAGCACAGGAGGAAUGAGAGCGGAGGGAGUAGCAGGAGCGGGAGAGCAGCGUCACCGUCAGCGUGUGAGGGGGAGGUACCACGGUCCAGACAUCACCACCAUAGCCAUCACGGGCAUCAGCAUAAGGAGCAUCACCAUACAGACCAUCAGCGUAAUGACCAUCAGCGUAAUGACUAUCAGCAGCAUACGGACCAUCAACUCUCAGACGAUCACCACCAGUGGCAGCACCAUGAUCAGCAGCAGCAGCCGUUUCUUCAGCAGCAGUAUCAGCAACACCAUCAGCAGCAGCAGCAUCAGCAGCAGCUUCCAGUGACGUCAUCAUUCGCAUCAUCACCCAGAAUGACGUCAGCGUCGCCAUCAGGAACCGAUGGUUGGCGUGGGAUGCUGACGUCAGCUGCAUCAGCACCCAUCAUCAAGAGAUGCCAUUCAAUGAUUCAACGCCGGGAGCUGCCCAAGGGCUCGACUCCAUACAUUAUCUCUGGCGUUUUCCUCUUGCUGGUGCUCACUCUCUGGUUCGACGUAUUCUCAAUCUUCCAAGCAGACGACGAACAGGCGCUUAUUCGUGCCUCUGCCUCUUCCAUUCCUCCCCAGUUCUCCCAAUCAUCCACAGCUUUCUCUGAAUCACCACCCUCAUCACCAGCAGCAGAAGAGCCGUCAGCACAGCACACCGAUACUGGCGCCUCUCUCUCGUCUCCUGCCAACACUGCUUCGGAAGGUUUCGAACCAACCGACAGCUCCGGUGCGGAAGCUGCAGCUGCUAGCAGCAGCAGUGGCAGCGGUGACAGCAGCAGCAGCAGCAUAAGCAGCAGCAGCCCAGGCAGCGGUCUAUCCCCGGAGCCUGACGGAGGAGACGUCACUGAUCUCUCCCACCCAUCCAGGUGGCAGCAGCAUGCGUUCAGGCGCGUGGGGCUCGUGUCGUUCGCCCAGUUCUCCGCCUACAGAAUCUCAGGCAACCAGUUUGCUGCUGUGGGGCUGGCUGCUCGCGCCCUGGAUGACACGAGAAAGGUGGGCACAUGCGUGUGGGAGCCUGCGAAAUCUGCAACAGGGCAAGCGCAAGGCGAGGAGACAAGCGGUGCCACGUCGGAGAGUGGGACGAGGAGGAGGAGGAGGAGGAGGCUGAUGGCGCAGGAGAUUGGGAGAGGAGGAAAGGAGGAGAGACACUGGGGAGGAGCGAGGAGGAAGCAUGAGAGACAAAGUGGUCGAGGAGCGACACAUGAGAGGAGCGCAGUGCCGAAGAGAGAGAGUGUAGAAUCCUCCCUGAAGAGAAAAGGUGAGGGCGAGGUGGUGGCCAAGGAAGUGAGUGGGAGGAUGCUUGGAGCGCCUGAAAUCCUGCAGAGCGGCCUUUCCCUGAAGAGAAGGCAGCUACAGGAUAGUUCACCCGAUGAUUCACAUGAGAGUUCAUCUGAUAAAUCACCUGACAGUUCACCUGAGAAGUCACCUGAGAGUGAGUCUUCUGUGAAUGGGGAGAAGCCAGGAGAGGGAAGGGAACGGGAAGAGGAGAGGAAGGAAGAGGAUAGGAAGGAGGAAGGGAGGAAGGAGGAAGAGAGGAAGGAGGGAGAGAGGAAGGAGGGAGAGAGGAAGGAGGAAGAGAGGAAGGAGGAAAAGGAGCGGAAAGAGGAAGGGAGGAAGGAUGAAGAGAGGAAGGAGGAAGAGGCGGAGGAUGCGCGAGGGUGGAUACGUGGAGAGGUGGAGAUGCUACACGUGGGAGAGCACCAUUGGUGGAAAUAUGCCGGGCUCAUUCUGCUGUGCACCCUAAAGAGGGAGGCGUAUGUGGCAGACGGUGGGAGAUUACACAUGCGGAUAGACGGGGAGGAUGUGGUGGUGUAUGAGGAGCAGCCUGGGGAGGUGGUCAGUGCCGUGCCGCAUCCCCCCUUCCUGCACAACAUCACCCACUGCUCUCCCCCCAUACAUCACGAGGUGAACGCGGAGCGCAUCCAUCAAUGGAUGGAUCUACACAUACGGAUGGGUGUGGACCACUAUGCCAUGUAUGAUGUGGGCGGGGUGGACGACCAACUCCGCUCUGCUGUCAAGCCAUUUCUAGAUGGAGGGAUUGUGGAAAUCACUGAUUUUCGUGAGGUGGUGAACUACGAGUCAUGGUACUACGGUCAGGUCAUGAUAGUGAACGACUGUGUGUAUCGCUUCCGAUCCCUCUCCAAGUGGAUCAUGUACCUCGAUUAUGACGAGUUCAUGUUUAUCGAUGGACAAGAACGCCUACCCAGCCCUUUCAGCGUGCAUGACUUCCUCUCCCCUCACGAGGGCAUGCCCUAUGUCAGCCACGGGUGCCUCUGGUGGGACCACGAGCGCUGUUUGCCCUCUCAAGGGGACGAUGACCCCAGGUGGGCUCUGGAGCGCAUGCUGUGGCACUGGCCGUUCAUCUACUGCCAGUCCAAGGACAACACCACAAACCCCAAGAUGUGCCUCGACCACUGGGGCCACCGCAAGCUGUUUGUCGAUCCAAGAAAGGUGCGAGUGGUGGAAAACCACGUGGUUUCAGACCCCAGUGGGGGAGGCAAGGACCUUCCCACUGAUAGUUUGAGGCACCACCACUUCCAUGGCAUCAUAAAGCGUGGCCUCAACGAGUGCAAUCAGGCCAUGAAGGCAGACGAUCCCAUAGAGUGGUGGGCGCACGGCACAGAGGAGGCGGACAGAAUGCAGUACGUGCGCACACACCCCCUCGACAUGCCGUCUCUGCUCGCUGCACACAAGUGGUGGAGAGAGUACGUGCUGAGAAUGCAGCAAGGUCGAUAACAACUGCCCGAUAUGUGGGCUACUUACAACAAUUGGAAUAUGUCCUGUAGAUGGGAUGUACAGUAGGGUAGGGUUUCAUAAGUUGAGCUUUUUACACAGAAUGUCAGCUGGUGUUUCAUGCCUCGAGUCUAGCUUUAGUGGUUGAUAACGGCC
Molecule: messenger RNA, 3371 nt
Organism: Closterium sp. NIES-67
Lineage: Eukaryota; Viridiplantae; Streptophyta; Zygnematophyceae; Desmidiales; Closteriaceae
Source: the annotation of a GenBank genome assembly